Molecule: messenger RNA, 852 nt
Organism: Chara braunii
Lineage: Eukaryota; Viridiplantae; Streptophyta; Charophyceae; Charales; Characeae
Source: the annotation of a GenBank genome assembly
UGACGAGGAGGGAAACGUGGAGGAGGAGAAAUGAACAAGGAGUGGAGGAGGAGGAGGAGGAGGAGGAAGAUGUGGAGAAGGAGAAAGAUGUGGAGGAGGAAGAUGUGGAGGAGGAGGAGGAGGAGGAGGACAAGGAGGUCAGGAGGAGAAGGGAUGGCGGAUGGGGAGGAGGAGGAGGAGGACAACGACGCGAUGAGGAGGAGAUACCAAUCAUACCAUGCCAGUUCGGGACUUCGAAGUUCCCGGGACCGUAAACCUUGACGAAGCCGUGAAAAAGAGGCUGAGAGGUGGAGGAGGAGAGAUGGAGAAUGGAGAAUGGAGGACGGGAGAUGGAGGAAGAUGUGGAGGAAGAAAGAUGACGGACAAAAGAUGGACGACGAGGGAUGAAAAAGAGACGGAGGAGGAGGAGGUAGGGAGGAGGAGAGAUGGACAACGACGAGGAGCAAAGGAGGAGGACGAUGAGACAAGGAGGAGAUACCAUGAAAGUUCGAACUUCGAACUUGAAAGAGGGAAAUGUGGAGGAGGAGAGAUGAACGAGGAGGACACGGCGAGUGGAGGAGGAGGAGUGGAGGAGGAGGAGGAGGAAGAUGUGGAGGAGGAGAAAGAUGUGGAGAAGGAGGAGGAGGAGGAGGAAGAUGUGGAGGAGGAGGAAGAUGUGGAAGAGGAGGAGGAGGAGGAGGAGGAGGUGAGUUCGAGGGAACGCAGGAGGGCUGGUGAACACUCACCUUGGAGGGCGGUUGCAGGCGAUGGUCGCUCCAGAGCUCGACUCCUCAGCAACAGUCGAACUUCCAAGCGCAAGGGGAGCUGAGCACUGCUCGUGGCGGGCGAGGCGAAUGAACGGCACUUCGUCAC